Molecule: messenger RNA, 795 nt
Organism: Poeciliopsis prolifica (blackstripe livebearer)
Lineage: Eukaryota; Metazoa; Chordata; Actinopteri; Cyprinodontiformes; Poeciliidae
Product: ecto-ADP-ribosyltransferase 5-like
Exons: 2
Coding region: 1-795 (264 amino acids)
Molecular function (GO): NAD+ poly-ADP-ribosyltransferase activity; NAD+-protein-arginine ADP-ribosyltransferase activity
Source: RefSeq, a predicted model, not a curated record
AUGGCAAUGCCAGCGGUUUGGACGGUGGUCCUGUUGUCAUUCGGAUGCUGCAUUGGGGCUCCGGCACCACAGCAGAGUUGCUCGUUCCCACUGGAUUUAGCUCCAAACUCUGUCGAUGACAUGUACGACGGCUGCGAAGACGAGAUGGAAAAGAAAAUGGCCAGUCUGCUAAAUAGGGAGAAAAAGGGAGAUUUUAGAAGGGCUUGGCAUGCGGCACAAAAAUACUACAACAAUAAAUGGGCAAGCGCCACCUCAACGCUGAAGAAAGAACAAAUUAUGGCUGUUCAUGCUUACACCCUGGAAAAGCCGCCAGUAUAUGCUGAGUUCAAUAAGGUGGUCCGAACACAAAACUCUGAGUACACGACCAAAUUUCAAUAUCAUGCGCUACACUUCUACCUCACCAUGGCCCUACGCUCCCUCAAGCGCAAGACACCAGAGUGUGUCACCACCUACCGGAGAACCAACUGCAAAUUUGAAACAAGUAUCAACAGAGAGAUUCGCUUCGGUGGCUUUACCUCCAGCUCAGUGGGCUCUUACGCUUCUCCUCAUUUUGGCGACCAGUCAUGUUUUGAGAUUACCACCUGCUUUGGAGCAGGCAUCUCAGAGUUCUCCCAGUUUGAAUCGGAACGCGAGGUCCUGAUCCCUCCGUAUGAGGUCUUUAAGGUGACAGACAUACAGAAAAGGUCCGGGCAGAAUUCCCUCCCAUGCCAGGUUGUCUACAAACUGAAGAGCACAAAAACCCCACGUUCCACUUUAAACUGUGCUCUCUCUGAAGACUGUCUGCCAGAUUACUGA